Drosophila grimshawi is the source of this 715-nucleotide messenger RNA. RefSeq lists its product as uncharacterized. The record is from RefSeq and is a predicted model, not a curated record. The coding region runs from base 1 to 570 and encodes 189 amino acids. The transcript has a single exon. Lineage: Eukaryota; Metazoa; Arthropoda; Insecta; Diptera; Drosophilidae.
AUGUGUUCUCCCGUGAAACUUACGGCUCUGGCGCUGAUUUUUGCCCAGUUGUUAGGCGCAAUACAUUGUGGAGAAUACGAUAAUAUAGAUAAUUGGGUCAUAUCCUACAAAUCGAAGAAUUUCCCCGAAAACGCUGUUCUCGGCGGCUUUGAUCCGGCAGGCUAUAGAAAUUACGUGGGACGCACCUUGUAUAGCGCCUCUGUUGUGCCAGCACGUAUUAGAGCCGAGACUGGCUAUGUCACAUUUAACACCGAAUCAGUCGCUAAUACUGCGACCUUCUACGAAGUACUGGUUUCCAAUGCAACCCUCAGCUAUCAUUGGGUGCACAGUUUUGAUGGAUUCAGGGAGGAUAAUGCCGUCUGUGUUGGAACGAGCUCUACCGACGAACGCGUUUAUAUCUGCCGGGCCAAAACUGACGGUGGAUUGUUAAUUGGCACAUUGUAUCCAGAUAUAAGGACAUGCAUCAUCCGUUAUGAGAAUUUGCCCCUGAGAAAGUUCGAAAAAUACGAGGUGCUGGUUCGAAAAAAUAAAUCGGUAAAGUGGAUACCAUUCGAUAAUCAAAUUAAUUGAAAAGAUUGCCUUAUUAAAUGCUUGAAUGAGCUUCAAUGAACAUUAAUCAACAGAUUGUUUUGUUUAAUUUGUCUAAAGGUAUCAUAAAUUGUCCUAAAUUGGUAUAAAAAUAUAAAUAAAGAUAAUACUUACGAUAAUUGGUUAA